CAAUGCGCCAUCUUGGACUCAUUCUGCAAUUUCCUCCGCCUCGACCAUGAAGCUCGCCAUCAUCCUCGCCACUGCCGCCUACGCCACGGCCUGCACCAACGUCUCCGUCGAGGGCGACGCCACCUACUGCAUUGAAGGCGCCAUCUGCGGCGGCAACGGCAGCGCCUGCCCCAAGCAAGGCGACUGGGCCUCGGGCGACUGCAAGGCCGGCCUCUUCUCCUCCAAGAACGGCUGGUGCCAGGCCCCCGAGUCGGCCGUCUGCUUGACGCUCAAGACGGGCGCUCGCGGCUGUGUGUACCCGUCGAAGGGGC
Messenger RNA from Saprolegnia diclina VS20, 311 nucleotides. RefSeq lists its product as hypothetical. The transcript has a single exon. The annotation marks the transcript as partial. The record is from RefSeq and is a predicted model, not a curated record. NCBI's taxonomy places the organism in Eukaryota, Oomycota, Saprolegniomycetes, Saprolegniales, Saprolegniaceae.